AUGGCUCCUCGUUUGUAUACGGAUUGUCUUGUCAAAAUAUUUUCGUUUCUUAGAGAUGAUCAUACAUCAUUGCAUUCUUGUGCGCUGGUAAAUCACUUAUGGUGUCAAAACGCAAUCCCAUUUCUGUGGGAAGAUCCCUUGGAUAGCAAAAAAUUGGAUGGAAGAAAUGAGAAGCAAAAAAGAUAUGCUCUUAUCAAUACGUAUAUUACAGGUCUUCCGCAAGUUUCGCAUAAAGUACUCAAAGGCGAGAAGAUCAUGUUACCACCAGUCACGAAAUCUCCGACAUUCGAAUAUGCUUCAUAUUUACGUAAAUUGGAUUUAAAAUUCUUUUUCGUCGCCUUACAAUCAUGGACUGUGUGUUACGAUAAGCAGACUAAAAUUACUUUCACGGGAGGCCAGAUAGUGCUAAUUAUUCAAGAAUUAUUACGAAAUCUAUUUAUUUUAUCCCCACGUAUUUUAGUUCUUAGAGUAAAUGUUGAUAAAAUAGGUGCCAUUAUUGUAGAUAUCCUCCAAAAUGUCCCUGAAGCAAGAAAUUGUUUAACAAGCUUAAAAGAAUUUACGUAUUUUGCGGAACAUCCUACCAUGGAAAUCCUUUUUUCUCAAAUUGCCCAGCUUACUGGCAAUAUCGAACGUUUUAACCUUUCAAUUUAUGGUCAUACUGAACAACUGAUAAAUAUGAUAAAAGUUCAGAGACUUUUUAAAGAACUCAUCAUUAACAAUAGAACAAAUUCACCGUUAGGUUUCAAGUUUUGGGUUGACACUGACGCAGGUUCUAUAAUCUCUAAGAAAGCAUCAACUGUUACUUACUUGGAAAUUGAGAAUAUAUUUUUCCCAUUUCAAGCACUUUCGCACUUUACUAAUUUAGUGGAAUUAAAUAUGUUUCAUUGUGGAUCUUAUAGCUUGCAUGAUUGGACACCUUUAUAUGAUGUACAUUUGAAAAAGCUCGAGAAGAUUUCAUACAAGAAUCGACAUUCUCUUUAUCUGGAAUCUUUCGGCAAGUUUUUGGGUAAUGCUGCCAUAAACCUAAGUUCUAUUACAAUUCGUUGUUGUACAAUUUGUGAUCCAGAACAAUCACAUUUACUCUUUACGUCAAUUGCGGCUAAUUGCCCAAAUCUUAUACAUUAUGAUGGACCAAUUGGAUCUGAUAAUGCUUCUGAAUUUGGGCAAAUGCUUUAUGCGUGUUCCCAUAUUGAAACAUUAUGUCUUCAUCCAUCAAAUAAGUGUUGUAGAGUUGCGGAAAAUCGAACAGAUUUUAAUCCACUUCUUAGAAAAAUUACGAUUAAACAACCGUGGAAUAUAAGAAAAUUAACCAUCAUUCACGGAUGGAAAUUUACAACUGAUGUGUUUGAAAGCUUUUUACAAAGCAGACAAAGAAUUUCAAAAAAGAUUACAUUUUAUUGGAAUGAAUGUGAGAUUGUUGGUAGUUUUGAUAAGGUUUGUGAAAAAUACCAGAAGGCUGGAAUUUUAGAUAAGUACCAAAAACUUUUAAAAUAUGAUUAA
Messenger RNA from Racocetra persica, 1500 nucleotides. The record is from the annotation of a GenBank genome assembly. NCBI's taxonomy places the organism in Eukaryota, Fungi, Glomeromycota, Glomeromycetes, Diversisporales, Gigasporaceae.